This is a messenger RNA of Poecilia reticulata (guppy), 1672 nucleotides long. The record is from RefSeq and is a predicted model, not a curated record. NCBI's taxonomy places the organism in Eukaryota, Metazoa, Chordata, Actinopteri, Cyprinodontiformes, Poeciliidae.
UGUCACACAUCGGGUUCGUGGUUUGCUUUGUGCAUMUUUAACAUGUUCAGUGGAGACAGAAAGGUCUUAUUUUGGCAAUUUUAUUUUUGAUGUCCUUUCUACAAUUUGUGAUAGGACGAUGGGGACCUACAGACGUAGCCAAAGACGGAAUUGUGGUUUGCUUUUGCUUCAAAUAUUUUUUUUGCUUUUUGUCGGAGAGCGGGCCUUUGCUCAGAUUCGAUACGCGGUUCCAGAAGAGGUGAAAGAAGGAUCAGUUGUGGGAAAUGUCGCCAAAGAUCUUGGUCUUGAUGUUUUAUUGUUGUCCAGCCGACGUUUUCGUGUCGUCUCCGGAUCAAAUGAAGCAUUGUUUGAGGUGAACCAGGACACCGGGGAUCUCCUUGUCCAYAAGAAAAUCGACAGAGAGGAUCUGUGUCAAGGGAGUGGUGCGUGCUUAAUUGACCUAAAAAUUUUAGUCGAAAACCCUUUGGAAAUGCACUAUGUGAUUGUGGAAAUCGCUGAUGUGAAUGAUCACUCGCCUAGCUUCCCCGAAAAAGAGCAAGAGUUUGAAAUAUUUGAGCAAACAUUACCAGGGGCCAGAUUUCAGCUGCACGCUGCUCGUGAUCCUGAUGCAGGAUCCAACACUGUCCGCAAUUAUAUGUUAACACCAAACGAUCACUUUGACUUAGAUAUUCGUCAGAGUGAUGAUGAUAAAAUACCAUUUUUGGUGCUGAAAAAAUCCCUGGAUAGAGAACAAAGAACGAGUCAUUUGUUAYAUCUAACWGCGGUCGACGGUGGGAAACCUCGUAGAUCAGGGAGUCUGAAUAUUUCUAUAAUUGUUCUUGACAGUAAUGAUAACCGUCCAAAAUUUAGUCAGGACACAUACGAAAUUGAAAUACGGGAAAAUGUUCCGUUUGGCACGUUGUUAUACAAACUAAACGCGACGGAUCCAGACGAAGGCGUAAACGGUGAAAUUGAAUACAGUCUCGGAAAAACACUUAAGAARAAAGUCUAUGACAUUUUUGAACUUGACAAAAAAACAGGAGAGAUAAAAGUCAAGGGAAUACUGAACUAUGAAGAACAUGACGUUUAUAAACUGGAUGUUGAGGCAACAGAUAAAGGAACGCCUCCGUUAAAGGCUGUGUGUCGACUAAAUAUUAAGAUAAAAGAUAUGAAUGACAAUCCGCCUGAAAUUGAAAUCACCUCCGUGUCAAACACUGUGUCUGAGGACUCAAAGCCAGGUAGUGUUAUAGCUCUUCUUAGUGUUACAGAUAAAGAUUCUGGUCAAAAUGGGAAACCAAAACUAAGCAUAGCCUCAGAUGUGCCUUUUGAACUAAAGUCAUCUUUUAAGGAAAACAUUUAUUCAGUUGUGACGAAAGGCAUUUUAGAUCGGGAAGAGGUGUCUGAAUAUGAUAUUACAAUAACGGCGACGGACUGCGGCGACCCUCCACUGUCACAUACRAAAACAAUAACAAUACGGAUAUCUGAYGUAAAUGACAACAGUCCCAUUUUCCUCCAAAAUCCAUUGSUAUUUUACCUUCCAGAAAAUAACCCCGCUGGYAUGUCAAUAUUUUCUGUCAGUGCCACAGACAAAGAUGAGGACGGAAACGCGGAUAUUUCAUAUAAAAUUGCGAAAGAAGGAAGUAAAAAAGACAUUUUGUCAUUUAUAAACAUAAACGCUGAAAACGGGCAAAUA